Emericellopsis cladophorae is the source of this 3285-nucleotide messenger RNA. RefSeq names its product ATPase. The coding region runs from base 1 to 3285 and encodes 1094 amino acids. Gene Ontology annotation, biological process: monoatomic cation transport; copper ion homeostasis. Gene Ontology annotation, cellular component: membrane. Lineage: Eukaryota; Fungi; Ascomycota; Sordariomycetes; Hypocreales; Bionectriaceae. The transcript has 2 exons. Gene Ontology annotation, molecular function: copper ion binding; ATP binding; ATP hydrolysis activity. The record is from RefSeq and is a predicted model, not a curated record.
AUGGCAUUGGCGCUGGGCAAUUCUGGCUACGAGGUCCAGUCCAUCGCUGUUGAUCCAGAAGCUCAGUUGAGAGCCCAGGACGCGACGCGAUCGAAUACUGCAGAUCAAAGCGCUCAGCGUGAGGAUUUUGUGCUUGGUGCCUGGUUCAACCAUCCGGCCCAGCCAUGGAAUGUCGUGGGGCGAAUUCGACAACGUCGAGCCAAGCAGCGUCACAUCGACAACUGUUUCGAGUGCAAAAUGAAGCUCAAGCCAGGUUCAGAUGGGUAUCCGACAACGAGUCCGGCUCAAGCCACUCCGACAGCCGAACUUGGUGGCGCCGUCAACGACGCGGUUCCAGCAUCUGCCCCCCAGCUUUCCCAAGUCGAAUUGGCCGAGGACAUCAUCCGUCUCAUUGAAGAUAUCGGCUAUGAUGCGCGCAUUGACAAUAUUCAGAUCUUGGACAGCAAACGAGCACCGAAUAGUCCAGAGGCUCCAAAUGAUGUUUGGCGUGCGGAGGUUUCCAUCUACGGAAUGAGUUGCAGUUCGUGUGUGGGCAAGAUAACGAAGGCUGUUGAAGCGCACGGUUGGGUGCAGACAGCCAACGUGAGUCUGGUCGCCAGUAGCGCGACGGUCGAAUUCAAGGGCAAAAGUCACCUGCAAGAAAUCCUCGACACCAUCAAGGCGAGCGGUUAUGAUGCGAGGCUCAGUGACGUGGUGAACAUCAAUGCGAUCAAGAAUCAACCUACUCGAAGGACUCUUGCGAUACGGGUGAGCAACAUGUAUUGCGAGCACUGCCCUGAUAGAGUCAUUGGGGCAAUCCAAAGCAUGGAACCGACGGUCACGAUUGACGAAACGCCCACUCUGGCAUCUCCCAUCAUGACAGUGUCGUACAGUCCUAGGGCACCUGACUUUACGAUCCGAACGAUACUCUCCGCCAUCACGUCUGCUGAUCCAGCUCUGGAUGCAGCCAUUCAUCACCCGCCCACUGUCGAAGAACGAUCGCAGCAGAUACACGCGCACAAUAGACGACAACUACUCUAUCGCUUACUCUUGGCCAUUGCGGCUGCUAUACCAGGUCUCAUCAUUGGCAUUGUGUUCAUGUUGCUGGUCUCGGAGCACGACCCGAAUCGCAUGUACCUGAUGGAGAAGUGGCACGGCGUGUCACGGGCCGAGUGGGCGUUGCUGGUGACUUCAACCCCAGUCUACUUCUUUGGAGCCGAUGUCUUCCACCGUCGUACCAUCAAAGACCUGUUUGUGAUGUGGAAGCCAGGGAGCCCAGUCCCUCUUCUCCGACGCUUUUACCGCUUUGGAAGCAUGGACAUGCUAGUCUCCUUUGCCACGACAAUCGCUUAUGCGGCAUCUAUUGCACAGCUGGCCAUUUCUGCCUCUCUGAGAAGACAUGGGACGGACACGCCUGAGAUGACCUCUUACUUUGACUCUGUCAUUUUCCUCACCAUGUUUCUACUGGUUGGUCGUAUGAUUGAGGCCUACAGCAAAGCCAAGACGGGAGAAGCAGUGACCAAGUUGGGCCAACUGCGACCGAAAGAGGCCCUCCUGGUUACUCCAUCCGGACAGCGAGUACAUGCACCAACAGAUACACUCGAGUCUGGGGACUCUGUUGUCGUGGUACAUGGAUCAUCACCGCCAUGGGACGGGACACUGCUCGACAAAGAGGCUGAGUUCUCCGAAGCGAGUCUGACUGGCGAGUCAAGAUCCAUCAUGAAGACAGUGGGUGAUGACGUCUACGCCGGCACUGUCAACAAGGGCGUGGCUGUCACGAUACGGAUUCGGGGUGCAGCCGGCGAAUCCUUGCUCGAUAAUAUCAUUCGUGUCGUCAGAGAAGGCCAGGCCAAGCGCGCUCCAAUAGAGAGACUGGCAGACACGAUUACUGGAUACUUUGUUCCCUUUGUGACGCUGUUUGCUAUUGUUAUUUGGGCCACAUGGCUAGGCCUUGGUGAGUCAGGUCGGCUGCCAGACGAUUACAAAGACGUCAAUGUCGGAGGCUGGCCAUUCUGGUCGCUGCAAUUCGCCAUUGCCGUCUUCGUUAUUGCUUGCCCGUGUGGAAUUGGCCUCGCAGCACCAACGGCCCUUUUUGUCGGUGGCGGGCUUGCCGCCAAGCACGGUAUACUGGCCAAGGGUGGUGGCGAGGCUUUCCAGGAAGCUAGCGACAUUGACAUUGUUGUCUUCGAUAAGACUGGCACACUCACCGAGGGCGGGGACUUGAAGAUCACUGAAUAUCUCUUGCUCCAGAACGGUACCAAUGAACAGGUUUCUGAUCGCUUACUGUCAGGCGUUGGGGAGGUGGAGCGCAAUAGCAGCCAUCCGAUUGCAAAGGCUCUGGUGGCCUGGUGCGAGCAGAGAGGAUCCAGGGGCGCAACACCGCGAGAGGUGCAAGAGAUCCCUGGAAAAGGCAUGAUGGCAGUCUUCCCUCCCGACGAUACCCUUUCCGGCAUGGAGAUGAUUGUUGGUAACGAGAGAUUGAUGGAUGACCACAAGGUCCAGUUUGAUGCUUCGACCGCCGCGACAUUGGACUCGUGGAAAGACCAGGCCAAGUCCGUGAUUCUCGUCGCUUCGCGCCAAAUCGAAGGAGAUAGACCCUGGGAGCCAGCUGCUGUCUUUGCCUCUUCGGAUCCCGUUCGCGCAGAAGCGCAGUCUGUGGUGGCCUCGCUGCACGACCGCGGCGUCGAUGUCUGGAUGCUGUCAGGAGACAACGCCAAGACAGCAGAGGCCGUGGGAGCUAUGGUAUCUAUCCCCCCAGGCCGCAUCAUCGCAGGUGUGCUACCGGAGCAGAAGGCCGACAAGGUCAAAUAUCUUCAACGGAGUCAACCAAAGCGGCAAAAGAGCCGUUUUGCGUUCAAGAACCAGACAUCGAAACGCGCGAUUGUGGCGAUGAUUGGCGAUGGCGUAAAUGAUGCGCCAGCAUUGACAGCCGCCGACGUCGGAAUCGCCAUUGGCGCUGGAUCCGAUGUGGCAAUCUCUGCUGCCGGAUUCGUCCUGAUCAAGUCGGACCUUGACACAUUGCUCAUAUUGAUCGAGCUCAGCUGUGUCGUUUUCAGGCGCGUCAAGUUCAACUUCCUCUGGGCGAGUGUGUACAACCUUGUGGCCCUGCCUAUUGCAGCCGGUGUUCUGUAUCCAAUCAAGACCAAUGGCUCAUACACGCGACUUGAUCCUGUCUGGGCUAGCUUAGCCAUGGCACUGAGUAGCGUCAGCGUCAUAUCCAGUAGCUUGCUGCUGAGGAGCAAGCUUCCUCUGGUCGGUUUCCGGGCGUCAAACAGAGCAGCAGAGCACCGCUCUAGCUCGGGGUAA